Oppia nitens is the source of this 4849-nucleotide messenger RNA. RefSeq names its product GTPase-activating protein and VPS9 domain-containing protein 1-like (gene Gapvd1). Gene Ontology annotation, molecular function: small GTPase binding; guanyl-nucleotide exchange factor activity. Lineage: Eukaryota; Metazoa; Arthropoda; Arachnida; Sarcoptiformes; Oppiidae. Gene Ontology annotation, cellular component: cytosol; endocytic vesicle. The record is from RefSeq and is a predicted model, not a curated record. The coding region runs from base 186 to 4814 and encodes 1542 amino acids. The transcript has 3 exons. Gene Ontology annotation, biological process: regulation of GTPase activity; vesicle-mediated transport.
AUUAUGACUACAGUAUAGGAUAUAUUGUCUAUUGAAUGAAUUGAUUGAUUGAUUGACUCAAUAGUGAAUUUAUGGAUCAAUUGAUGAAUUGAUUUAAUGAUUAAUUUGUGACACAAUUAUGACAUUUGAUGUCAACAUUGUUUUGACACUAAAUCUAUUGAUUUGAUACGACUCUGACUUUGAAUAUGAAAACAAAGAAGUGGUUACCGGACUCAAGAGGCCAACGAAAUGAUGGUUCGUUUGAUUUGUUGGAUUUGUGGCAACAUUUAAGACGAGAGCAUAUCUUCGUUUCCAAUGAAAGAUAUCAAUUGCAGAAACUCAAUGAAAAGAUGAUAAUAAGCUCAUCCCGAGUAUUCAAUACAUCUUAUAUAUCACGAGAGCAGCGGUCAAACUGUGAACGUCUUCUAACUCAUGGAAACAGUGAUCUCUUGAACUGUUGUAAUGCAUCCAAUCGUUUGGAAAGUCUUCACUUUGUCGACUCAUACAAGAAGUUGACAGCAAAUGAAUUGCAUAUUUCAGAGUUAAUGAGUUUUCUUCGAAAAACUCCAGAAGUGUUGGCUAAGUGUGUAAUAAGUAUUGGAAAAGUGAAGCCAGAAAUGGUUGAAAAUAUAUCACAUAUUAUUUUGUCGACUCUUUACUCCAAUUGUAUCUUAAGUGAAGAUAAAGUGUUUGCAUUGAAUCUAAUGAAACAUUUGAUUGUUUUGGAGUUAUCUGUUCUCCCAAAUCCACGGCGAGUAUUGCGUUACAAUUGGUGUGCUUUUAAUCAUAUUUAUCGGUUAUUUUGCGACCAAAUAUUGGAUGCAAAGCCCUUCCUUACGGCAGCACUUUAUGAGCCAAUUAUGCAAUUGUUAGCCGAAGACGAUCUGUUCUUAGAUAUGGAUCCUAAUAGAGCUGCCGUCAGGUUUGCUCCGUCCGAACGGAUCAGACAUUUUGGUAAAGAAGGGACUCAAUUAUAUUAUGAAAAUCUUCAGAAGUAUAGAAUUUGGACAAUCAAUAAAUUAGCACAUUUUGUCACGAAGUUUAUAGAAGGCAUUCAAAACAAUAUUUACUGCUUUCCUCACAGUCUUUCGUGGAUUAUAAGACAACUCUAUGUUAUUAUUAUUGAAAACAAAAAUAUUGAGUCUCGAGAAGUCGGUGCCAUUUGCACUGAUCUCUUGUUUGGCUUUUUUAUUUGUCCCGCUAUUUUGAAUCCCGAUUUUUUGGGUAUUACCGACGCUCAUGUCAGUCAUAUUUCACGAUUUAAUUUACAACAAAUUGCGCAAAUCAUUCAAAUGUUAGCUCUCUCUAAAUGGGAACAAAUUGAUUCUAAAUUAGACGAUCUCUACUCUAAGGUACCUAAAGAAGGAAUUGCAAAACUAUUGGAUCAAAUCCUUGAUAAACGUAAUGAUGAUUUACCAGAAGAACUUAAUAAUCCACAGAUUAUUACUAAAUAUUCAGUUCUUAUAUCAGAAUUUGAGCUCAAAUUAUUUGUUAAUAUUUUAAACCAAUUGAAUAUUGAAACAGUCGAUGAAAAUAUAAAGAAAAUGAAGGAAAUUCUUGAUAAAAUUCCUGAGAAUUUUAUUAUUGAAAGCAAUGAUAAAUCAAAUGUAAAUUUAAAUCCAGAAAAUUCACCGCGAAAUCGAAGAAGUAUUUUAAACAGGGUUACUAAAAAUAAGGGUAAAUUGACUGAAACAUCUAUCACUUCACAAAAUGAAUUAAUUAACAACCAAAACAAGUUUAGUGACAAUCAAUUAGCAGAUGUAUUAGUGAUACCUAUUGGAAGCACUCGUGAUUGUCCCGGAAUGCUCUCUGAAGAUAAAGUAUUAAAAGCUGAACAACAAAAGCGAUCGACAAAAGUUAGACUGAAUUUGGAUUUAUUGUUAACUCAAAAUAAUGAAGAGACUGAAAGUGUUGUCAGUGCUGUCAGCGGUAGUGAAAAAAGGACACGAUUUUCAUUAUCUCAAGAUCAGGAAUCAAUUGGAACAAGUGAUAACUUAGAAGCCAUCUCUGAGGCCGCUUCUAAUCAUUCUGUUGAAUCCUCUUUAGAUUUAGAGAAUGAAAACGACAAUAUGUCUGAUAUGGUUUCAGCGAAUGUUAGCUCAGGUAGAGGAACGCCUAAUGUCAGCGGUCGUGAUACCCCUUCAUCACACUCUCCGAAUCAAUCGAGUCCUUCGUCUGAUGAAGAAGUCGAAGAUGAGCCGAUGGCAGAUGCAGUUGCAGUGCCCGUAAAUAUUGUCAGUUCUCGUAAUAACUCAACUUUCAGACGUCUUAAUACUAUUCCCGUAACUCAACCCAAUCGUCCCGCUAAUAGAGACGACAUUGAAGACAAAUUUGGUAAAUUUGAUAUAAAACCUGUGGCUGCUGUCGAUGAAACUAAAUCAAUGUUAAGCGACACCUGGAGUACUGAUGUUUUGGGCAGUGAUUCGGAAGCUAUCGAACAAUCGGAUAAUUUAACAAAUUUACAAACUCCGGGAAUUAAUAUGUUAUUUGCUGGACAACAGUCACAAACAUUGCAAUCAAUUUUGGAUUCAUCAGAAACUGCCAGUCAGAGUGAUGCCUGGAGUACUGAUGUGUUGACAUCAGAUACUGAAAGAUUAAAAGAGUUUGAUCCGGACGAUAGUGUUAGUGUCACCCGAUCGGAACCUGAAGAAGAAACUAUGUCUUAUGAGUGCAAUAGUCUUAUUGAAAGUCCUAAGAAUGGGACACUUAAACAAAGAAACGUCAAAAUUGGUCCAAAUUUGGCUCAUUUUUCACAAGAUGUUACCGAUUCUUCUGGCACUUCUACAAUAAUUCGGUCCAAGAGUUCAAAUUCGAAUUCAUUGAAAUUAAUAAAUUUAGCAAAAAAUGAAAUCGAAAGGAAUUCAUUUGGUGAUACACUUGUUAGUGAUAAUAGUGACCAUUUUGGUGAUAGCUUUUCUAUGUCUUUAUCGCCCACUUUAUUAUCACAUAAUAUGCAAUCACUCGGAAGGUUAACAUUUGAUGUCCGAAAGUUUGAAGAGGAUGUUAACGUUCGGUCUGUAAUUAAUGACAAUAUAUCUAAAUGUAAUGUUAUGUCUACUAAUGGAUCCAAUGUUUCUGAAUUAUUAUCUAUUGAUUUGAUACAAAAGAAAGUAACAAAACAAAUAAAUAACGAUUUAGUCAAUAGUUUGAUUGAUUUUGAAAUGGAUAUCUCUAAUGAUGCCAAUCAAACAGUAAAGACUAUGGAAUCAAAUAAUAUGAUUUGUAAGAUGCAAACUGAAGAGCAUUCAAGUGAACAAUUGACAGUUUCAAGUGAUUCAACAUUUAAUACUUCAGAUCUAUCGAUAUGUAGUACAAGUAGUACUAUUGAGAUAAAAAAUGUUAAUAAACAAUUCAAUCACGAAUCUACCGGUGCGAUACCAAAAACUUUAAGACCUAUUAUAAAUACAAGCGGUCGUCAUCCGGGAUAUUCACCUAAUGAUGAUGAACUCAACCGUCACACUAAUAGAAAAGGAUUUUUCAAAUUUUCAAACUUUAAAACAACUUUCAAAGACAAAAUGCGUUCACUUAAAGACAACAAAAGAGUUUCAUCUAAUGAUGACUAUUAUGAUUACGAUUCUUCUAAAUUCAAUCAAUCGAAUGCUGAUUACAGUAUCAAUGAAUCUUCAGAUGAAAUUUUGGCCAAAUAUAGAGCUAAAAGUUGUUUAAUGAAUACGACUAGUGAUGAGAGUCCUAUAAAAGCAAAUAUAACAACAGAUAUGCUUAUUGAUGAAGAAAAGAAUAAUUCAUUGAAUGAAUUGGAAGUUCUUGAGAUCACUAAAAGAAAAUUAAGACGAGUUCUAAGUUUAAUUGAUUUGAUUACAAUACCAGCUCUUAUGAAUCAUACGAGUAAUGCUAAUAAUAGGACAAAAGUUAAUGAAAUUAUUAAUAUUCUUAAGUUACUUCGCGCUGAAGCUAUAAAUCUUAGGAAUAUAAGUCAUUCAGUUUUAUUGAACGAAACUCUUCGCAGUAUUGAAUCUCUCGAUGAAAAUACAUUUCAAAAGUUGUUUUGGUCUUUAAAAGAGGAUUACAAGAAAAGGAGUGUUUAUAUAUCAUAUCUGACACGAUGUCGACAACAGUUAUUGUCGAGUUUGGCUUAUUUUGAUAGUAUUUUACAACACAUUGAACGGGAAAAAUCUAUUUGUUCUCGAAAUUUGAUAUCACUUUCUGUAAAACAAUUUCUUGAACGUAAAGACAGAAGCGUACAAUUGUUUAUCAAGAAGUUUCAAUCACUGAUAGCGGCCGACGAAAAGACACAAUUAGUCGAUAAAUUUAUGGUUUUUCUUGAAAGUACUUUAAAUAGUGAUAGUCAGUGGCAAUCGGCUACUGAAGACCAGUUAGAAAUGGCUAAACAACUGAUUGAGAGACAAGUGAUGAGUCAGAUCUAUAUUCAUGCACUUUAUCCUAAUGGUGACGGAGAUGUCUUACGCGAUCAAAUUCUUCAUAAAUACAUUCAAAAUUUAUCGCAAACUAUAACACCAAACCAUAAACAUCUAGGAAUCCCAAAGAUAUACCACUCAGAGAGUCCCUGGCCUUCAGCUCAACAUGAAAUACAAGCCAUUGGCGCUCAUAAGACACCCCGAGAUAAGAUCAAGUGUGUGGUCAAGUGUUGCACUAAUAUUAUGAAUUUGUUGAGUUUAGCCACAGACAGAUCGGUUCCAGCGGCAGAUGAUUUGAUGCCUGUUCUCGUCUUUGUUCUCAUCAAAGCAAAUCCACCAUCACUUUUGUCAACUGUUCAAUACGUCAGCAGUUUCUACGACAAGCAUUUUGAAGGCGAAGAAGCGUAUUGGUGGACACAGUUUUGUUCAGCCAUUGAAUUCAUUAAAACUAUGGAUUAAUCCAUCCAUUUAUUGAUUUUAUUGCAAAACUAUUA